AUGGACGGUGAAGCUCCCAAGGCUAUUAUCACGGACCAAGAUAGAGCCAUGAAAAAUGCAAUAAGCCUUGUCUUUCCAAAUAGUCGACACAGAUUCUGCCUAUGGCACAUUUUGAAAAAGUUGCCUGAGAAGCUAGGUUCACAUGGUGCAUUCAAAACUGGAUUGAAAACUGGGUUGUUAAAUUGUGUGUAUGACUCUCACAUAGUUGAGGAGUUUGAGGGGUCUUGGGAAGUGUUAAUUCAGAAGUACAAAUUGCAGGAUAAUGCUUGGUUGAAGAGUUUAUACGCUGAGCGUACGUAUUGGGCACCGGUAUUCAUGAAAGAUGUUUUCUGGGCGGGAAUGAGUACAACCCAACGAAGCGAGAGUAUGAAUGCUUUUUUCGACUGGUAUGUUCAUGCUAAGACAAACUUAAAAGAGUUUGUCGAUCAGUUUGAUAAUGCAUUGAGGAAGAAGAUUGAGAAUGAAAGUGCGGCGGACUUCCAGUCAUUCAAUGUUACAAUUCCCGUCGUCUCUCCCUCUCCGCUUGAGAAGACUUUUCAAGACAUAUACACUUGCAAUAAAUUUAGAGAAGUUCAGAAAGAAGUAAUAGGGAUGCUUGCAACUCUUCCAACUCUGCACCGGAAGGAUGGUGUAAUUGCAACAUACAAUGUAGAAGAUGAAGUGAAUGUUAAUGAUUUCAUCAAGGAGGUUACCCACACGGUCUACUUUAAUGAGGCUGAAUGUGAGGUGAAGUAUUCAUGUGCCUUGUUUGAGAUGAGAGGGAUAUUGUGUAGGCAUGUAUUGGGCAUUAUGAGACUUAACAAAGUUCGAUCGGUGCCAGAAAAGUACAUACUAGAUCGAUGGCGGAAAGACAUAAAGAGAACUUACACUCUUAUACGAAAUAGUUAUGAUGGGGUUGAUGAGAGACCUGAAGUUAGCAGAUAUUCACGUAUCAUAAAGAAAUGCAACGAAGUAACCACAAAUGCAUCUUCAUGUGAUGAGCACACAGAGGACAUGCUAGCUAAGUUAGAUGCAAUGAACUUAGGCUACCGCACGAACAAGCCGCCAUCAAAGGUGAAUGUUACAACUGCCGUGGAAACUACAACUGCCACUUCUAAAUAUGUACUGAGUCCCCAUGUAGUGAGAGGAAAAGGCAGAUUGCCAUCUCUCAGGAAAAAAUCCAUGAUUGAACAUUUGAAACCCACGACAAAACUCAGAAAGGAAAACCCGCAUGGAAUAAAAGGCGAAAUUGUGGGAACUAGAAGGAAUUUAUUUGGUUCCACAGAUGUUGGGACACAACAAAGUGUCACAUUUCAGCCUCCUCAGAAUGCUACCGAAGUGUUGAACUUUAGUGCCACCGAGUUAGACUUUGCGGUGAAUGAGACUCAAGAAAGUGUAAGAUGA
Carya illinoinensis is the source of this 1383-nucleotide messenger RNA. Its product is annotated as protein FAR-RED ELONGATED HYPOCOTYL 3-like. Bases 1 to 1383 code for a protein of 460 amino acids. Lineage: Eukaryota; Viridiplantae; Streptophyta; Magnoliopsida; Fagales; Juglandaceae. Gene Ontology annotation, molecular function: zinc ion binding. The transcript is spliced from 3 exons. The record is from RefSeq and is a predicted model, not a curated record.